Molecule: messenger RNA, 447 nt
Organism: Phalacrocorax carbo (great cormorant)
Lineage: Eukaryota; Metazoa; Chordata; Aves; Suliformes; Phalacrocoracidae
Source: RefSeq, a predicted model, not a curated record
GCUGGGUCUCGCGAGACUUGGCGCUAUAUAAGCCCACACGUGGGGGUACUGCCUCUUUCUCGCGCCGUGGAGCCGCCAUGGAUACCAGCCGCGUGCAGCCCAUCAAGCUGGCCAGGGUCACUAAGGUGCUGGGCCGGACCGGUUCCCAGGGCCAGUGCACGCAGGUGCGUGUGGAGUUCAUGGACGAUACGAGCCGCUCCAUCAUCCGCAACGUGAAGGGGCCGGUGCGCGAAGGCGACGUUCUCACGCUGCUCGAGUCGGAGCGGGAGGCCCGGCGGCUGCGCUGAGUUCCCGCGCCCCUAAACCAGCGCCGGCCCCACUCUGUAGGGGAUGAAGCCCUACGGCCUUGGCUCGGAGCGGCCGGGUGGCACCGGCCGGGCCACACGCGGGUCAUGGGUGGAGAGGAGCCUGCUGCUUGCCUAACUGCAAUAAAGGGUUUUUCCAAUA